AUGUCACCAAUCUAUGAGGCGGCAUGGAGUGAAUUACAACACGUUUAUUAUGCGCCAAGAAAUUUCACCAAACUUUGUGACUCGGAACAUAUCGGUGCCUAUUCCGUACGAUCCGUUGCCUGUCAAACAGUAUGCAUUCGAAUGACUGAAAUACUGGUGAUUGGAGGUUUACGCUUCAAAAGCAAUAUUCGUGGCUGUAUGGAUGAUAUAUUGAGGGGUGGCUUUAAUAAAACGAUCAUUAAUCGGCAUCGAUGGUACCUAAGAGAUUCUUGCAACUUCUAUCAAAAACGGGUUUUAUUCCAGCUGCCAAUUGAAAAAAGUGACGACAGUUCAAUAAGUUUAUGUGUUUGUUAUGGUAAUUAUUGUAAUGGUGCAACAUCGAAUUCUGUUCAAUUAGCUGAACAUAGUUGUAAAAUUUUUUAUUUUUUAUGUACUUUAUUGUUGUUGUUAAUCUGCAGAUGA
This is a messenger RNA of Enterobius vermicularis (human pinworm), 462 nucleotides long. The record is from the annotation of a GenBank genome assembly. NCBI's taxonomy places the organism in Eukaryota, Metazoa, Nematoda, Chromadorea, Rhabditida, Oxyuridae.